Molecule: messenger RNA, 1830 nt
Organism: Beta vulgaris subsp. vulgaris (sugar beet)
Lineage: Eukaryota; Viridiplantae; Streptophyta; Magnoliopsida; Caryophyllales; Amaranthaceae
Product: aspartic proteinase PCS1
Exons: 1
Coding region: 171-1493 (440 amino acids)
Biological process (GO): proteolysis
Molecular function (GO): aspartic-type endopeptidase activity
Source: RefSeq, a predicted model, not a curated record
UUCCCUUUGUAUUUAUAUUCUAUUUUUCACUUCCUACUUCAUUGACGCAUUUCAUCAAACACCUUUCAAACAUUCAAAAUUCCCAACAAAAAUUCUCAAACUUUUUUCUUCCCUCUUCAAUUUACAGUCCUAAAAUCACUGUAAAAACCUUUAAUUCCUUAAACCCAUUAAUGGGUACUUCUAAAUUCAACCAAAUUCUUCUUUUAUUCUUUCAUCUUCAUCUUCUACAAAUAUCAUGCUCUGUUUUUGUUCAUUCAAAAAAACAGAGUAAUCUCUCUCCUACCAUUAUGUUUGAACUAAAAUCUCAACAAAUUCCAUCUGGGUCAAUCAGACGACCAACAAGCAAGCUACCAUUUCAUCACAACGUUAGUCUUACAGUCUCUCUCCUAGCUGGCACACCCCCACAACGUGUCACAAUGGUAUUGGAUACAGGUAGUGAGCUUUCAUGGCUUCACUGUAAAAAAACUCCUAAUGUAAAUUCUUUAUUUAACCCUCUUCAUUCCACGUCUUAUUCUCAAAUACCGUGUUCUUCACCCGUUUGUCAGACCCGAACCCGGGAUUUUACCAUACCCGCUUCGUGUGACCCGAAUAAGCUUUGUCAUGUGUUAGUAUCUUAUGCUGAUGCAUCUUCUAUGGAAGGUACCCUUGCAAUGGAUAAUUUUCAAAUGGGCGGGUCAUCCAUACCCGGAACUUUUUUCGGGUGUAUGGAUCAAGGUUUUAGUAGUUCCGAAUCCGAUUCGAUGACAACCGGGUUAUUGGGUAUGAACCGUGGGUCGUUAUCUUUUGUUACCCAAAUGAAUUACCCGAAGUUCUCGUAUUGUAUUUCGGGUCGAGAUGCUUCGGGUGUGUUAUUAUUUGGGGAGGUAAAUUUUGCUUGGCUUAAACCAAGAAGUUACACCCCUAUGGUAAAAAUUACUAGUCAUUUACCGUAUUAUGACCGUGUGGCAUACUCGGUACAAUUUGAAGGGAUUAAAGUUGGUGGUAAAAUUUUAUCUUUACCUAAAUCUAUCCUUCAACCCGAUCAUACCGGGGCGGGUCAAACUAUGGUCGAUUCGGGUACUCAAUUUACUUUUUUACUUGGGCCGGUUUACACCGCGUUAAAAAAUGAAUAUUUAGCCCAAACGAGGGGGAAAUUAAAGGAAUUAGGUGACCCGAAUUUUGUAUUUCAAGGUGCAAUGGAUUUGUGUUAUCGGGUUCCCUUAACUCAAAAAAGUUACCCCGUUUUACCUACGGUUACAUUAAUGUUUAAGGAUGCCGAAAUGAGCGUAUCAGCAGAGCGAUUGUUGUAUCGAGUACCGGGUGAAGUAAGAGGAUCCGAUGGAGUACAUUGCUUCACAUUUGGUAAUUCGGAUUUACUUGGUGUAGAGGCUUAUAUUAUUGGGCAUCACCAUCAACAAAAUAUGUGGAUGGAAUUUGAUUUGGUACAAUCAAGGGUUGGACUAGCUGAAGUUAGGUGUGAUUUGGCCAGUCAGAGACUAGGAUUAGGUCUCUAGAAACAGAAGGAAUUUUGUCCUUGUUAAAUAUAUAAAGAAAAUACAUGUGGAAAUGUGAAAAUUGUUUGUGGAGCAAAGAUAUGGUGUUGGUAGGAGUUUUGGUUAGGUUGUUUGACCAAACAUAGAUUGAUAAAAAAAAAAUAUCUAAAGCUAAGGUCCACUUCUUCGAGGUGUACCGUGUGGAGUGGGUUUUUUUUUGGUUUAGAUGAGUACAUAUAGCUGUCUGGAUUUGGCAUUUGCCACAUCUAUGUGCUUACCUUUUUGUACAUUUCAAGUAUUUACUUGUAUAUAAAAAGGUUCGAGUGAUUAUAAUAUACUCCUAACUUUUCUUAUCUAA